AUGUGGAACAAAUGGCUUGAUAAUGUAUUGAAAAUAGUGCCAAUAUCAAACCUGUUAUAUUUAAUGAGUUCAGAUAGAAAGCAGACAAAAACACUAAAGAACAUGCAGAUUAGACAUGAAAGUGCAAUGAGUUCAAUGCUAGCAGUAAGUACCAUAACUGCUCAGAAACGAAAGACUAUUUUCGAUAGGAAUUCUUUACUACUAGACCAAAAGUACAGUCCAGUAGAAGAAAUUAAAGAAAUAGGAGAAGAUAAGACAGAAACUCCUUUAGUCAAAGAGUUAAAGAAAGCCUUUCAGAAAUCCGAGAAUCCAGUUACUGGAAAAACCGCAUAA
Molecule: messenger RNA, 333 nt
Organism: Nematocida ausubeli
Lineage: Eukaryota; Fungi; Microsporidia
Exons: 1
Coding region: 1-333 (110 amino acids)
Source: RefSeq, a predicted model, not a curated record